This is a messenger RNA of Closterium sp. Naga37s-1, 1168 nucleotides long. Lineage: Eukaryota; Viridiplantae; Streptophyta; Zygnematophyceae; Desmidiales; Closteriaceae. The record is from the annotation of a GenBank genome assembly.
UGCAAGCGCUUCUGGCCAUGGACAGAGCAUGGGGGUUGUGGAACCACAACAUAUCAAACGUGUUCUGUGAUGAGUGGGGGGACAUCGUGACAUGUAACCGACAGGGCAUGGUAACCUCCCUGUAUGUGUAUUCAGAAAAUGCAAACGCCGUUCUUGAGUCUCGAGUUGUGCCAGCAGCCAUCACAGCCCUCUCUGCGCUUCAGAAACUUGACCUCUCAGGCGUGGCUGUCAGUGGAAGUCUCCCUUGCAGCAUCAGCCGCCUCACUGCACUCCAAACCCUGAACGUUGGUAUGCCUCAGUUUCAUGUUGACAUUUAUAUUCCAUACCUCCUGGGCGAUGACCCAACAGACAUUCUCUCGAUUCAGUCAUCCAUGAUCCCCCCUGUGAUCGCUCUCAUGAGUCUCAACCUGACAACUGGGAAGCUUCCUUCCUCUCUCUCUGCCCUUACUUCACUCAGAACCCUUGACCUACGUUUCCUAUCCAUGACCCACUUACCGCAAUGGAUCAGUUCACUCUCCAGGCUCUCUCAAUUGGACGUCACUGGAAACUUUGAUGUCCACCGCUCUGCACCGUUCCCCACCGAAUGGAUGGCACUCAGUGGCCUGCGGACUCUGCGGGCCGGCCUGAAUGGAUUCACUGGCACUAUCCCCUCCACCAUCUCCGCCCUCACCAAUCUCACUGAGCUGGAGCUUUAUUUCAACAACCUCUCAGGGAGCAUCCCCGCUGGCAUCAACAACAACCUAACUUCCCUGAUAUAUCUGGGGCUCUCCUUCAACAAUCUCACCGGUGUCGUUCCUGCCACUAGCGCAUUCCUUCAAACCCUGGACCUCUCCCACAACCACUUAACCAGAGUGCUUACGAACAUCAAUGCCUAUGUAAUCAAGCUGAGCCACAACGACAUCAGGAGACUCCCGCCCAUUGAAGGCAGCGUUUUGAUAAUUCGUGAACUAGACCUCAGCUACAAUCCUCUCAGUAAAGGCUUGGAUGACCUUUUUUGGAUGAACCGACCUGAUGAAUUAGUACUGAAUCUUGGAUCAUGCAACUUCUCAGGUCCUUUUCCAUUCACGCCCAUUGAAUUCAAACUGCUCGACGUAUCCAACAACCACUUUACUAGACCCAUCCCCGACUGUCUCUUGUAUUCUGAAGCCUCUAAUUCUGUUUCGUACAU